AUUUCAGUACUUAACAUCGUCUUUUCAUGUUUUACGAACAGUUGGAAAAAGAAAACAUCGAUACUAGAUUUAAGUUUAAGGAGAAUACGACUUAUAUAAAGAGAAUGUGGUUUUGAGAAUAUUACAGGAUGCCUAAUGAAGCUCUCAAUCCUCUAUUUAAUGCUCGCGAUCGAUUGUUUCGUGUUUUAUUUUUUAAGUUAUCUCAUAUUUAUGCGAGAAACUUUUCGCCUUCAGUGAGAAAUAUAAUUGAGUUUGGAAUAUUGACGAAGGCUAUAGUGCUGUUGUUUACCCUCAUCUACAUUCAUGCCAAUUUUACAAGCCUACCAAAUAAAUGUUUGGAUAGUGUUCAAAAGACAUGGCCUCGUGAUGGCAUCUUAAGGGUUAGAAUUUCCCUCAACUCAUCAGUUCGCCUAAAUAAUGGCCACACUGUAUUCAGUCAUUAUACAGACAAUGACAUUUACCUUAAUGAAUCAGUUGACAAGGAAACUGAAGCAGUGCAUUUUAAAAAUGUUUCCACUUUUGUUAAUAACUCCAAUCUUGAUCUUUUUCAUUCUGUACCUGAUGAAAAACCAUCAAUACCUUUCAAGCAUUUAAGGGAAACUCUUCUUCAUUCACAUGAGUCAAUUUCUGAAGAAUCCUUCGGUAAACAAUAUUGUAUGGAGUACUCAUUAGAAUUUGGAUUCCUCAGACUUUCGCAAACCACACGCACAAGAUUAAAAAUUCCUGUUAUGCUGGUGGAGUUAAAUCCAGAUAAAGAAAAAUGUUUUGGUGAUGCAUUUAGUCGGUUUUUGUUAAAAGAGUUCCUUGGUUAUGAUGAUGUUUUAAUGUCGAGUAUAAAAAGGCUUGCAGAAUUUGAAGAUAAUAAAGGUUAUUUGAGAAAUCUAGCCACUGGUGAGCACUAUCGGUUUGUGAGUUCGUGGAUGGCCAGAAGCUCAUAUGUUAUUGCUUUCAUUCUCAUGUUGACAUUUACUAUUUCAAUAUCUAUGUUGCUGCGGUAUUGCCAUCAUCAAAUUUUUAUUUUUAUCGUAAAUCUUCUUCAAAUGUUGGAUAUAAACGAAAUCAUCGCUGUCCCCCUUGCUCCAUUAUUUACAGUAAUACUUUCGUUGGUCGGCAUGGAAGCGAUAAUGUCCGAAUUUUUCAAUGAUGCAACGACAAGUUUUUAUGUGAUUCUUAUUGUGUGGGUUGCGGAUCAAUUUGAAGCAAUAUGCUGUCACACAAGAAUUAGUAAAAGAUUUUGGUUAAGAUUUUUCUACUUAUAUCAUUUUGCUUUCUACGCUUAUCACUACCGGUUUAACGGACAAUACAGUAGUCUGGCUUUGCUCACAACUUGGCUUUAUAUUCAGCAUUCUAUGAUAUUCUUCUUUCAUCACUACGAAUUACCGGCAAUACUGAGACGGCCGGAUGCUCAUGGUGCGGAAGAGGAAGUGAUCGAACAUCAGCUGAACCUUGAGAUAAUUGAUCCGAUAGUGAUCGGGAGCAACGAUAUUGCUGAGGUUAUUCCUGAGGUUAUUCCAGCUGAAUUGAACGGUACAGAUGACCAAGAUCCCGAAAAUAAUAUUGAUGCCAUUCGAGAUGACAGUAAUGUAAAUGACGUAAGGGACGCUGAAAUCGAUUCUAACAUAUCUGCCACUAGUAACCGCGAUCAGACUACGGAAUCCGACAUCAAUUACAUAGCCUACGAUGAACACAAUUCGCCCGUCAAUGACGGGACCUCAUUGCGUCAUAGAGUGCAUCACUCCAGUGACAAUAGUGAAAACAGCUCACUCGCUAGUUAGAUCGUGAUUACACCCAUUAGGACGUCAUGUGCAUUUCGGAGGUUUAUUUUCGUUCGUGUGCGUUCCGAUAUAUUGGUGUUAUAAUUCAAUUCAAAAUAAAAAUGAAUAUAUUAGUUUGUUUGUUAUAUAUAUAUAAUUAGGAUAGGUGAUUCUUUAAGAAAAGAUUUUGUUUAUAUUGUAAUGAUUUACUGUUAGUAAUGAAGUUCGCGUCGGUCUGACCUCUGA
Xenia sp. Carnegie-2017 is the source of this 2000-nucleotide messenger RNA. RefSeq names its product membralin-like. NCBI's taxonomy places the organism in Eukaryota, Metazoa, Cnidaria, Anthozoa, Malacalcyonacea, Xeniidae. The transcript is spliced from 10 exons. Bases 129 to 1775 code for a protein of 548 amino acids. Gene Ontology annotation, cellular component: endoplasmic reticulum. Gene Ontology annotation, biological process: response to endoplasmic reticulum stress; positive regulation of ERAD pathway. The record is from RefSeq and is a predicted model, not a curated record.